CAGUGGCUCAUCAUUUCGUUCUAAUGUUUUCAUCGCUAUUGUGGCAAUUCUCGCUGUAAAUAUUAUCGAGGCCUACUUCAAUCAAUAAAUAACAAAAUAACCUUCUUAAUGCGGUGUCAGCAGCAUAUAAUUAGUGUUUAUAGUAUUGCGACAUAAGUGAAAUACUUUAUUAGGAGACUGAUACACCAAAAAGGUUGUAUGUGUUUAAAGUUGUUUGUUUCGAAUGAACUAAAUAUGGAAGUUUGAUUUUUUCAUAUUGUGUGAAGUGAUUCUGUGUCACGAAGGAAUACUUUUUGGAUUAAGAUUUCUGAUCGUCGGGAAGAAAUAUUCCUGCCUUGAAUUGACUGAGAGUCGAAAUAGCUCAGCUUUAUGACGCCGAGACAUGACGUCACGAGAUCGCGUGUCGCUGUCAGCUGUCUGUCUAUUGCUUUCGUACUCGAUUGGUGUAUUUGGAAGAUGGAGUGAAUGGGGUGAAUAUUCAGGCUGCUCUCGAACAUGCGGGGGUGGAGUCAAAUUCAAGACGAGACAUUGUGAGGGUCAUGGAUUGCUCAGAGAUGCCUGUGAGGGAAGAAACAAACAUUUCGAGAUAUGCAAUACACAGAGCUGCGGGGAAUAUGCCCAAGAUUUUAGAGCCUCUCAAUGCGAUGAGUACAACUUUCAGCCACUUGAAGGCAAACUGUACAAGUGGACACCAUACUAUGGACAUGGGGAGACCUGCAAGCUCCUGUGCCAGGCAGACGGGUUCUCGUUCUACCACAAGCUUGCCGAGCAGGUGGUUGAUGGGACUAUGUGUGGGGAGGAGACCACGCGUAUCUGUGUCCAGGGCAGGUGCAAGAAUGUUGGCUGUGACAACAAGAUCGGAUCUUAUAAGAAGCUUGAUGAUUGUGCGGUGUGUGGGGGAAACAACUCUGCUUGUGCUCCCACUGCUGAUGUCACUGGAGUAUUUUACCCUUCUCAACUCUCCAGGGGUUACACACCUAUUGUUGAGGUCCCAGAAGGCUCGGAAAAUAUCUAUAUUCAGGAAAAUGGUGAAAAUAAAAACUCAAUUGUGUUCUGGGACAGUCUAGGAAACAGCUUUGCGGUAGACAAGAAGACCCGCAUGUUGCUACCAAGGGUUGAGCUGGCGGGCACCAUGUUUGUGUACUCUCCCAAUGAUGCUGGCAACACCCAUGGAAGAAUUGAGGCCACCGGGCCGACCUCGCAUACCAUUACAAUUUAUGCUUUGAAUGAAGGGGCACAGAAUCCAUCUCUUCAGUAUGGUUACACGCCACCAAUAUCUGACAGCAAUGAUCUGCAACAUAGGGGCAGUGCAACAUAUGAACAUAAGACAAAGAAAAGUAAUGAUGGAUUAAAUGAUGCCCUCAGUGGCAUUAAGAAACCCAGUGAUAUUCAGAUUAGUGCCAGCAGUGUGCCAAAUAGAAAUUUCGGUAUAACUAAUGUACGGAUAGUUGAUAGAAGGGGUACAAGUUCUUUAAGAGAUAUUAAUGCUACAUUUAGCGAAGAUAGCCUGGAAGAUAUUCAAGACGGACCACGUUUUGUGUAUGGAAAUGGAAUCCAAGUUUUUGGUGGUUCAAAGUCAGUUCGCCAAAAUGUGCACCAGACAAAACAUACAUUGCUGGAGGCAAAGGAAAAAGGACAUCAUUUAGAGGAAAUCCGAUAUUGGCCGGAGAAUGCAGAACGCAAUCAUAUGCCAUUGCAGAGUCAAACAUUGGUUAGGAGCCUUGUUGGUGAUGAACGGUUCAUGUGGUCCCAUGGAAUGUGGACCGAGUGUAUCCCUCAUUGUGGGGCUGGUACACAGCAAAGAGUGGUGUCCUGCAUUGAUAGAGAAAAGCGGGAAGUUACAGAUCCCAGGUCAUGUGACCAGAACACGCGUCCAGUCUCAGUACAGCGCUGCAACAACGGAAACUGUGAUGAACGGGGAUCCCAUUUGCGCUGGCAGAUGGGCAGAUGGAGCGAGUGCUCAGCAACCUGUGACCUGGGCGACCAGGUGCAGGAUGUAUUCUGUGAGCGCGUGUUAGUGGACAACUCUACACGGAUGGUGGACGAUGAGGAAUGUCUCAGCGAGUUUCGGGCUAAGCCGCAGUAUCAACGGUCAUGUAAUGACGACAUUCUGUGUUCAGUGUGGGCACCUAUGGAAUGGGGACAGUGUAGUGUAACCUGCGGGGAUGGAGUUCAGUACAGAGAGGUUAAAUGUACAGCUGAAGGGGACCUAUCACACACACUUCCUGCAGAGUUGUGCAGCACAUUGGCAAAACCUGAUAAUGCAAGGAGAUGUCAGUUGACCCCAUGCCAAGUGGUGUCAGGGAAUUAUAGGACCGCCAACAGGUCGCGACCUGAGGCAGAAGUUCAAGGACGCAUUAAAGUAGUGUAUAAUGACGGAGACAGAUACGUUUGGACCCAUGGUGACUGGUCUGAUUGUGAUCCACAGUGCGGAGAUGGAAUUCAGCGAAGAGCCGUGUCAUGUAUAGAUAGAGAGAGCCGUGAGAUAUCCAGUCCUGGGUUUUGUGACAGAAGAAGCCAACCAGUGUCCGUCCAGCGAUGCAAUAGUGGGGACUGUAGACUGAACCCUGCAGACUCAUUUGUGCGAUGGCAGGUUGGCAGAUGGAGCGAAUGUUCGCAGUCAUGUGACCUAGGGGAGCAAACCCAAGACGUGUUCUGUGAAAGUGUUCUGCAUAACAACACCACCCGUGUAGUUGAUGACGUAGAAUGCCUCAAAGUGUUCAGCAUGAGGCCCGAGUAUCAAAGGUCGUGUAACGAGGACGUACCCUGUCCAAUGUGGAGACACUCUAAAUGGGGAGAGUGUAGUGUAACCUGUGGCGAGGGCAUACAGACCCGUCUGCUUUCAUGUGUUCCCUCGCAGCGCCAGUCGCGUCCCUUCCCGCACAGCAUGUGUAACCCUAACCUCAGACCUGUGUCCCGUCAACGCUGUACCAUGCUACCCUGUAAUAACUCCCCUCACAACCAGAGGCUGACCCCCAGACCAACAGGAAGUUCAAACCACAAUGUUAGAAUUUCAACAGGAUCUGGUGAUGGCAUUGUGCAAUACGCUGGUGGUCGAGUGGUCCUGCCAUGUAUAACACUGUCAGAGGAAGACCUAGCCAGGGACUAUGAGGUGGAAUGGAGAAGAGAUGGCCUAAACAACCCAAUCCUUGUCAAGUUUAGUGGGCGUCCGGGCCAGCCUACAGACGGCUACAAGGGUCGGGCAAGUCUGAUUGGUCACACUUCCCUGGAGCUAUAUCCUGUUUACAUCAGUGACACUGGCAGGUACACAUGCACUCUCAAGGUCAUACCGAGGCACCAAGGUCACAGUAGAAAGUACACCGUGGAAACAAUGAUGAGGGUGGCGGCAACAUCUAUAGGAGAUAACAUUGUGAUAACUGAAGAUGACUCCACUACCACUGCAACCAAUAAGGUCCACACUAAUUAUGAUAGUCAAGGAAUAUGUCGCCUGAAUCCAGACCAAGGCUACAGCAGAUCCAACCUCGCCGUCAAGUGGUAUUAUCACCAUGGCAACAACACCUGCUACCGUUUCUGGUAUGAGGGGCUCGGGGGCAAUGGGAACCGGUUCGAGAACGAGACCAUCUGUCUGCAGACGUGCUACAGGCGCCAAAAUACAGAGGAGGAGACAUGUUCGAUGCCGCCAAUGACUGGACGGGACUGCAAGGCUCGCAUGUCCAGGUAUUACUACGACAAGUCCCGAGGCGAGUGCCUGCAGUUCAUCUAUGGCGGCUGUGGUGGCAACAACAACAACUUCCAAUCCAAGGCGGACUGUGAACGGGAAUGCAGGGCCGGGAGCAGCGAUAAAGUCAUUGCAGUUACAGAGAUGGCGCUAGGAGACCAGGAGCAAGACUGCCGCACCUCCAGAUAUGGUUGCUGUAGCGACGGUGUCACCAAGGCAAGGGGAGACAACCAGCUGGGCUGUCCACAUCCCUGCAAGGACUCUGAGUUUGGUUGCUGCCCCGAUGGUGUAACGCCUGCCCAAGGUACAGAUGAAGAUGGUUGUGAAGAUAUCGACAUCGUGUCUGGUGCUGGGUCCCUUUGUGAUACGCUGGCCAAUGGCUGCUGUCCUGAUGGUGUUACCCCUGCCAAGGGGCCCUACAACGCCGGCUGUGAUGAUGAUGGCAAGGGUGUGAUAAUGACGACCGCGAUGAUGUCACUUUGUCACGCAAUGAUGUCACGGUGUCAGCUAUAUGUGGACAACCCAAGGACUCGGGACCAUGUCGCGAUGACAUGAAGGUCAUGUGGUAUUACGAUACCAACACAAAUCGGUGUGACCGGUUCUGGUACGGUUGCCAGGGCAACUCAAACCGUUUUAAGUCUGAAAAGGAAUGCCUGACCAUGUGUACUGGCAAUGUGCGACCUAUAGUAACCACGCCUACGGCUACACCAGUGUGCCGCCAGGAGCGUGUGCAGGGCCCGUGUAGGGCUUCCCUGCCGAGGUAUUUCUACAACUACAACACUGGGUACUGCGAGCAGUUCUCAUAUGGGGGUUGUCAAGGAAACGAUA
Messenger RNA from Dreissena polymorpha, 4507 nucleotides. RefSeq names its product papilin-like. Gene Ontology annotation, biological process: extracellular matrix organization. Bases 383 to 4234 code for a protein of 1283 amino acids. Gene Ontology annotation, molecular function: metalloendopeptidase activity; serine-type endopeptidase inhibitor activity. Gene Ontology annotation, cellular component: extracellular matrix. NCBI's taxonomy places the organism in Eukaryota, Metazoa, Mollusca, Bivalvia, Myida, Dreissenidae. The transcript has 29 exons. The record is from RefSeq and is a predicted model, not a curated record.